ACCCCCCUUCUGUUUCAUUUAAUCUUCGGGAAGAAAAUACCCGGCCCAUAAAUAUACAUGGCUGCAACCACUCUCCCUUACUUCCUCUCCUCUCAGCAACCCAAAAUCGCCCGGAAAACCGGUUUCCGGAAACGCUGUUUGCUCAUGGUCAAACAGCAGAAAACCCGAUUCUACAUCCUCGGCCGCUGCAUCUCUAUGCUCCUUUGCUGGCACGACCACAGUAUUCCCGACUGACUUUCGAUUCUCACCAAAGAAGCAGGCUGAUUGGUCCACGUGGAGUACCUCAACCGGAGGCGCUGGAACGGCAGCGUUUUUCGUCGUCGUUAAAAAUCAAUAAUCGGCAAUCGGCAAUCCGGUGCGUUUUGGCUAUCUCCAGAUCGUGAUUUGGAAGAGUUUUGCUACUACCGGGGGGCUAUGUACAUAGACUAUAGAAAUUAGCAAGGGGAUUUUGGGGUUGGAAAUG
This is a messenger RNA of Carica papaya (papaya), 463 nucleotides long. It is a transcript of the gene RTFL12, whose product is annotated as ROTUNDIFOLIA like 12. The record is from RefSeq and is a predicted model, not a curated record. Gene Ontology annotation, biological process: negative regulation of cell population proliferation. Lineage: Eukaryota; Viridiplantae; Streptophyta; Magnoliopsida; Brassicales; Caricaceae.